AUGGCGUCUCUGCAAAGGUCACUGCACUACAGAAGUCUGUUCCUGCUGUGCCUUCUCUUGGCCGACCUUUGGGAGGCAGGAGCUGGGCAAAUUCGCUAUUCUGUGCCAGAGGAGAUCGACAAAGGCUCCUUCGUGGGCAACAUUGCCAAGGACUUGAGCUGGGAGCCACUGGUACUGGCAGAGCGGGGAGUUCGCAUCGUCUCCAGAGGUAGGACACAGCUCUUUGCUUUGGACCCACGAAGUGGGAGUUUGAUCACUGCAGACAGAAUAGACCGGGAGGAGCUCUGCGCUCAGAGCGAGCGGUGUUUGGUGAACUUUAACGUACUACUGGAAGAUAAAUUGACCAUUUUUUCAGUAGAGGUGGAAAUAACAGAUAUUAAUGAUAAUGCCCCUCGCUUUGGAGUAGAGGAAUUGGAGCUAAAAAUAAGCGAAACAAAUACACCAGGAUUCCGGAUUCCUCUUAAGAGUGCGCAUGAUGCGGAUGUAGGAGAGAAUACCCUGCAGAAGUAUGAACUCAACUCAAAUGACCAUUUUUCUUUGGACGUGCGAAGUGGAACUGAUGGGAACAAAUACCCUGAGCUAGUGCUGGAGCGUGCUCURGAUCGUGAGAAAGAGGCAGUUCACCAUUUCAUUCUGGUCGCUUCUGACGGGGGUGACCCGGUMCGAUCUGGAACCUGCCGCAUCCGCGUCAAGGUCCUAGAUGCAAAUGAUAAUGCUCCUGUUUUUACACAGCCAGAGUACCAUGUAAGCGUUCCAGAGAAUAUGCCUGUAGGCACCCGGAUACUCACAGUGACCGCCACUGAUUCAGAUGAGGGAUAUAAUGCUCAAGUCACAUAUUUUCGAGAGAAACCUCCUGGAGAAACAGCAGCRAUAUUUGAGCUUAAGUCAUCUGGAGAGAUAACAAUCAUAAAAAGUCUAGAUUAUGAGGAUGCUAAGUUACAUGAAAUUGAUAUUGAAGCUCAGGAUGGUCCAGGCCUUCUGACCAGAACAAAGGUUAUUGUAACAGUUCUGGACGUUAAUGACAAUGCCCCAGAAUUUUACAUGACAUCUGCUACUAGCUCAGUUCCUGAAGACUCUCCUCCAGGAACCAUAAUUGCACUUUUCAAUGUACAUGAUAGAGACUCUGGACAGAAUGCUUUUGUCACAUGUUCACUCCYAGAGAAACUUCCUUUCAAGUUAGAAAGGUCAGUGGACAAUUACCACCGACUGGUUACAACCACAACCCUUGACAGAGAACAGUUUUCCUUUUAUAACAUCACUUUAACUGCUAAAGAUGGCGGGAACCCACCUCUAUCCACAGAUGCUCAUGUUUUGCUGCAGGUGGCUGACAUCAAUGACAACCCGCCCACAUUCCGCAGCAGGUCCUAUUCUGCCUACAUUUUGGAAAACAAUCCCAGAGGCACCUCCAUCUUUUCAGUGUUGGCUGAUGACCYCGACAGUGAUGACAAUGCCCGUGUAACUUAUUCUUUAGCAGAGGACACCUUUCAAGGAGCACCCCUGUCCUCUUACAUCUCUAUCAACUCUGACACUGGGGUCCUUUAUGCUCUUCGAUCCUUUGAUUAUGAGGAAUUCCAAGAUAUGCAGCUGUGGGUGAUAGCACUGGACAGUGGUAACCCUCCACUCAGUAGCAAUGUAUCCUUGAACCUGUUCUUGGUGGACCAGAAUGACAAUGUGCCUGAGAUCCUGUAUCCUACCCUCCCAACUGAUGGAUCCACUGGUGUGGAGCUGGCACCCCGCUCUGCAGAGCCAGGAUACCUGGUAACUAAGGUGGUGGCAGUAGACAGAGACUCAGGCCAGAAUGCCUGGUUGUCAUACCGCUUGCUGAAGGCCAGUGAGCCUGGGCUUUUCUCUGUAGGGCUGCACACUGGAGAGGUGCGCACGGCAAGGGCCCUGAUAGAUAGAGAUGCACUCAAGCAGAGUCUCAUGGUGGCUGUUCAGGACCAUGGUCAGCCCCCUCUCUCAGCCACAGUCACACUCACAAUAGCUGUGGCAGACAGCAUCCCCGAGGUCCUGGCAGACUUGGGCAGCAUUGAAACACCUGCUGAUCCAGAUAAUUCAGACAUCACACUCUACCUGGUAGUGGCAGUAGCCGCUGUCUCCUGUGUUUUCCUGGCCUUUGUCGUAGUGCUGUUGGCACUCAGGCUGCAUCGCUGGCACUCUUCCCGCCAGCUUCAGACUGCUGGAGACAAGCUGGCAGGUGUACCCACCUCGMACUUCAUGGGUGUGGAUGGAGUGCACGCUUUCCUGCAGACUUAUUCCCAUGAAGUCUCCCUCACUGCAGACUCACGGCAGAGCCACCUGAUCUUCCCUCAGCCCAACUAUGCAGACACGCUCAUCAGCCAAGAGAGCUGUGAGAAAAAGGAUUUUCUAUCAGCACCUCAAUCUCUACUUGAUGAAAAAGGAGAUAAAACAUUUCAGGUAAACAUCUUUUCAGAACUUGCUUAUUAA
Messenger RNA from Urocitellus parryii (Arctic ground squirrel), 2448 nucleotides. RefSeq names its product protocadherin gamma-A2-like. NCBI's taxonomy places the organism in Eukaryota, Metazoa, Chordata, Mammalia, Rodentia, Sciuridae. Gene Ontology annotation, biological process: homophilic cell-cell adhesion. Gene Ontology annotation, molecular function: calcium ion binding. The record is from RefSeq and is a predicted model, not a curated record. Gene Ontology annotation, cellular component: plasma membrane.